This is a messenger RNA of Perkinsus marinus ATCC 50983, 306 nucleotides long. RefSeq lists its product as hypothetical. The transcript has a single exon. Bases 1 to 306 code for a protein of 101 amino acids. NCBI's taxonomy places the organism in Eukaryota, Perkinsozoa, Perkinsida, Perkinsidae. The record is from RefSeq and is a predicted model, not a curated record.
AUGCGUUCCUUCAUUGUUUCUUUUUUGAUUUUUGUCCUGGUCGUCUCCUCUGUGAUGGCCACUGAGGACCCGUGCACUGAGAUGUGUUCUGAUGUGAGUGGAUGUGCGGACUCGAAAUACGGCUCUUACUGCAAGUACUGGGAAGCUCCCUCCGUCUGUUUCGGUUUGAUUGAGAGGAAUGAUGGAUCGAUUGGCUUCGAGCCCACUGAUCCUAACUGUGUUGGUGAGACUUUGGCUUGCGGCGGUGUCCAAGCAACGAAUAAACCGACUACUACAACUAACCGCGCUACUACUGCGCAUGGAUAA